AUGACUUUUCCGCCAAACUUUCUGCAAGGUGGCCGCUUGAGUUCUCGGGCGACAACCCGGAACCAGCGUCCUAGUCGGCACGGUGAAAUGCAGUGUCGUUCACAGUCGUCAGAUACGAGCAACUGGCUAGAGACGCUCUGGCAGCUAGCGACGUGUCGCGUGUACCCGCAGGCUACGGCAGACACUGCCUCGGCGUCGACGGCCUUGCUCUGGCUCACGAUACCGAGCGCAGUGAACUCGACUGCCGACUCCAGACACCCCGCGUCAAGUGAAGCGCGAGUCCAACAAGCAGCUGCGGAAAAACUAGAGGCUCUCGUCGAACACGUUAUUUGCAACGGUGGACUCCUGAGUGUCCCGUCGUUCGAUCGGACAACAGCCGCAGAGGCAACGCCAAGCAUCGAGAACCUCCGGGAAUGGUUGCUCAGGGGUACGCUUCCUCGUCGAAUGCUACGGGCGCUCGCUUCCUUGGCGACUUGCGAGCCGCGAGAGGCCACCUGUUUACUGCUCCAGCAACUCCAGCAAUGCAGCGAGCAUGUCCCGUUGGCGUCUGUGCACGUCUCCGGUGCACUGGUUGAACUCGUUACCGCCUUGCAACAGCUGAUUCGUUUCCGACUCAAGUUCGAGUCCUGCUGCCAGUGUCUUCUCCAGAUGCACGAGCGUGCUUGCCGAGCAUAUGCCGUUUCGCGUGCUCGCGAUGAAAACGAUCCAGGGACAGGCACGCCUGGGCAUUGUUCUACGUCUUCGAUGCCAGUCGUGACGGAGCAUCUCAGUGCAUCGACACAGCGCUUUGUUGAGACGGCCGACUCCUCGGAUGCUGCACGCCGAAGCGAUCGAAACGCGGUAGCAGCAUCUGGAGCAGCGCUUGGUUUACGGAUACCGUUGCCGUGGCAUGUCGAAGCUUUCGGAGACGCUGCCAACGACGGAGAAUCGUUCUGGUAUGAAGACGUGUGCGAUGUCUAUCGGGGAGCGCUUGGCACUACGGAUGCAUGCUUCCAUGGGUCCGCGGUACAGCGUCUACCCGCUGGAGCCACAUCUGCUGCAAAUCGUACGGGGUAUCUCGGGGGCAUCCAUGCAACGGAAUUCAAUGCUCGCAACCCGGAGCAAGGAAUCCUCCGGCGGCCGCUUUCGAAAGCGCUUCCAUCGUCGGCUGUGGAGCUGUGCACUCCGCGGGAAGCUCCCGGCUUGGAUGAUGAGCGCUCAAGCGUAGCAUCCCAGAUCUCAGAAUCUGUUGAUCAGAAGGAUCUCGCGCAGCAGCAGCAGCUGACGAUCCCGCCAACCAGAUCGCGUACUGCUCGUGCGUUCUUCAGGACGGUACUUGCUCGCUACGGUGAGGGGUUUCUGAUGGAGCAGCUGAGCACGGGCUCUGGGACGGGCAUGGUUGGUAGCGAGCGCCACAAACUCUCGCGACACGCUGAAGCUAUCCUCAUCCAGCAUUACGAAUGCGUCAGCAUCUAUCCAUCAGCAGCAGAGCGUGAGCAGUUAGUCAACAGUACAGGACUCACUCGCAAGCAAAUCUGUUGGUGGUUUUCGAACCGCCGAAUGCGAGAGAAACGAGGUCGCCUCGGUUCCAAGCGAUAUAUUCAACGAGCGCUGUGA
This is a messenger RNA of Cyanidioschyzon merolae strain 10D, 1596 nucleotides long. Its product is annotated as homeobox protein. Lineage: Eukaryota; Rhodophyta; Bangiophyceae; Cyanidiales; Cyanidiaceae. The coding region runs from base 1 to 1596 and encodes 531 amino acids. Gene Ontology annotation, molecular function: DNA binding. The transcript has a single exon. The record is from RefSeq and is a predicted model, not a curated record.